Raphanus sativus (radish) is the source of this 3838-nucleotide messenger RNA. RefSeq names its product disease resistance protein RPS4-like. Lineage: Eukaryota; Viridiplantae; Streptophyta; Magnoliopsida; Brassicales; Brassicaceae. The transcript has 5 exons. Gene Ontology annotation, biological process: defense response; signal transduction. The record is from RefSeq and is a predicted model, not a curated record. Gene Ontology annotation, molecular function: ADP binding. The coding region runs from base 93 to 3581 and encodes 1162 amino acids.
UUAAAUUUCAGGGAGGGCCCUGGCAAAAACAUUUGUAAAAGCAUUUUCUCUUCCAUUAUUGCUUCUCUGUGAAACUGUCUGACACAUCUAUCAUGGCGGCCUCCUCUUCUUCCUCCGUGCAAUCCCGGCCCCACAACCAAGUCUUCGUCAAUUUUCGAGGGGAACUGCGGAAGACUUUCGUCAGCCAUCUGGAGAAGGCACUGAAAACAGAUGGAAUCAAUGUCUUCAUCGACGAAAACAGUCCUAGAGGUAAAGAUAUCACCACCCUCUUUGACAGAAUCGAGGAGUCAAAGAUCGCGCUCCCUAUCUUCUCAAACCACUAUACCGAUUCACAUUGGUGCUUGGACGAGCUGGAGAAGAUCAAGGAGUGCGUUGACUCAGGCAAACUUGUGGCCAUCCCGAUCUUUUACAAGGUAGAGGUGGCCGAUGUGAAAAAUCUCAAAGGAGUGUUCGGUGACAAGUUUUGGGAAUUGGUAAGGAAUUAUAAAGGGGAUUGUAAAGGUGCAAAGACCGAUAAGUGGAUAGGAGCUUUAGGAGUCGUUACAAAAAAGUUCGGCAUCGUUUUAACGGAAACGAGCAAAGAAAGUGAAGAAAUCGAUAACAUUGUAGCGCGAGUGAUUGAAGCCCUAAGUGGCAUUUCGAUAGAACGGGAAAGAGAGAUCCCCAUUGACAACCAUGAUGCAGGAGAUGAAGAAACAGCUGAAUGUGCUUCAGACGCGCCUCUUCCUCCCUUUGGCAUAGAAACACGUCUUAAGCAAUUGGAAGAGAAGAUAAACUCUUACACAGACCGUACUUUUAAGCUUGGCCUUGUCGGGAUGCCAGGUAUUGGUAAGACCACCUUGACGGAGAAGCUGUAUGAAAAUUGUAAAGGCAAGUUUGUGCGCCAAGCUUUUCUUCCCGAUGUCCGUGAAUUGUCUAAAAGCGGCAUGAUGGAUGGGAGCAUUCUCAGGAGAGAGUUGUUGAGGAAUGAAGAUGUGAUCCAAGAAGUAGUUAACAUGAAGCCUGAGUCCUUGAAAACACACCUACUGCUUAAUAAGUCUCUUGUCAUUCUUGAUAACGUGACCAGCAAGAAACAAAUGGAGGUUCUUCUUGGCAAUGGCGACUGGAUUAAGAAAGGUAGCUUAAUCAUUAUCACGACGAGUGAUAGGUCGGUGAUCGAAGGGGAGGUUGAUGACAUAUAUGAAGUUCAUAGAUUAAGUGCCAGAGACAGUUUGCAGUGCUUCAGCCAUUAUGCUUUUGGUGUCGUCAAUCCAGUGGGAAAUUUCAUGAAUAUUUCCAAAGAAUUUUCGGAGUAUGCCAAAGGCAACCCAUUUGCUCUCAAGAUAUUGGGUGGCGAGCUUAAUGGACAAAACAAGGCUCACUGGGAAGAGACACUUCGCAGGCUGGCACAAAGUUCCAAUAAGACGAUACAAGAUUUCUUGAAGAUAAGCUAUAAUGAGCUAAGUCAGCUUCAGAAAGAUGUCUUUCUUGAUGUUGCGUGUUUCUUUAGAUCAGGGGAUGAGUAUUACGUGAGGUGCUUGGUGGAGUCUGAUCUAAAGGCUCUUGCCAGUAAAUUUUUGAUUAACAUUUCUGGUGGGCGAGUGGAGAUGCACGAUUUGCUGUAUACAUUUGGCAAGAAACUUGCUUCCGCACUUGCUUCCCCCAAGGAACUUCCUUCCGAAGGGUGGUGUAGGCUAUCAUUGAACCAUAAUGAACUGGAUGCUCUUAAGAAAGCAGCGGGGGACGUAAGUGUGAGAGGUAUUUUUCUUGACAUGUCUGAAAUGAAGGAGGAAGUUUCUUUGCACGAAUGUACCUUCAAAAAGAUGCGUAAUCUUUGGUAUCUGAAGUUGUAUAGUUCUCAUUGUCAUCGACAAGGCAAAGCUGACUGCAAACUAAACUUCCCCGAUGGGAUUCAGCUUCCACUAGAAGAGAUAAGGUAUCUCUACUGGCUGAAAUUCCCUCUGACGAAACUUCCAGAAGCCUUCGACCCCAAGAAUCUUUCCGACCUUAACCUGCCUUACAGCGAGAUUGAAGGUGUCUGGGAUGGUGUUAAGGAAACACCGAAGCUUAAGUGGGUUGAUCUUAGUUACUCAAGCAAGUUAAGCAAUCUGUCAGGGUUACUAAAUGCUGAAAGUCUCCAGAGAUUGAAUCUUGAAGGCUGCACGAGUUUGAAAGAGUUGCCAAAGGGGAUGCAACACAUGCAAAGUCUUGUUUUCCUCAACAUGAGAGGUUGCACAAGUCUCCGGGUUCUCCCAAAUAUCAAUCUGAUCUCUAUGAAGACUCUUAUCCUCACCAACUGCUCAAUCCUUCGGACUUUCAAGUUGAUUUCGAAUAAUCUAGAAAAUUUACACUUAGAUGGAACUGCCAUAACUCAACUUCCUACAAACAUGUGGAAGCUCCAGAGACUGAUUGUAUUGAACUUGAAAGACUGCGAAAAGCUGGAGGCAGUUCCAAAAUGUCUGGGGAAGCUGAAAGCUCUGCAAGAACUGGUGUUAUCUGGUUGUUCAAAGCUCUCGACCUUUCCAGUUCCUAUUGAGAAAAUGAAAAGCUUGCAGAUAUUGUUGCUAGAUGGGACAGAUUUCAGUACCUUAAAAGUGGAAGACAUACCUGAACUAAGACGUAGUAUGAAUGGCAUAUCCUCAUUGCAGCGUCUAUGCUUAAGCAGGAAUGAUACGAUCACCAACCUGCAAGAUGACAUCAGUCUACUAUGUCAUCUGAAACUGCUUGACCUGAAGUUCUGCAAGAAUCUCAUCUCAAUUCCACUGCUUCCACCAAAUCUAGAGAUCUUAGAUGCACAUGGCUGCGACAAGUUGAAGACAGUUGCAACGCCAUUGGCAAUUCUUAAGCAUAUGGAGAAGGUUCACUCUAAGUUCAUUUUCACCAACUGCAACAGUCUUGAACAAGCUGCAAAGAAUAGCAUCACAACUUAUGCUCAAAGGAAAAGCCAGCUAGAUGCGCGUAGAUGCUAUAAAGAGGGACAUGCUUCAGAAGCUUUAUUCAUUACUUCUUUUCCAGGGAGCGAAGUGCCUUCAUGGUUUGACCAUCGCAUGAUUGGACCAACGUUAAAUCUGAAGUUUCCACCACAUUGGUGCGACAACAGACUUUCAACAAUAGUUCUAUGCGCUGUUGUUUCGUUCCAAGAUGAGAUCAACAGUUUCUCAGUAGAAUGCACUUGUGAGUUCACCAACGAACUUGGAACAUGUACACGUUUCAGUUGCAUUCUUGGUGGAGGUUGGAUUGAACCGCGCAAGAUUGAUUCAGACCAUGUGUUUAUCGGUUACACCAGUUGCUCCCACAUAACAAAUCAUGUAGAAGGUUCGCAAGGACAUCAGAAAUGUGUUCCUACAACGGCGUCAAUAAAAUUCAAAGUGAUAGAUGGAUCAGGUGAGAUUAUGAAUUGUGGUUUAAGUUUGGUGUACGAGGAACCAAACCAUGUCGUUAUUGAAGGAGACAGUAAUGGAACUUCUUCAGGAAGAGAUUUAUCAGUUGUAGAGAGUACAGUGAGCUCUGCUACUCGGUUUCUGUCCGUUGUUUUGAGGUAUUUGUGGCUAGGUGUUUUGUUCUUUUCGGUUUUUGGGUUUGCUAGGUUUUAUUCUCAGUAGAUAAGCUGUAAUUUUUUUCUGGGUCACCACUAAGUGACUAGUUUCUGUUUUGUAUUUGUAACAGACAAUUUUUUAUUUUUUUAGGAACACAACAAAACUAAGGAGUUCGGGUUCAGUUCUUUUUCUUGUUCUCUCCGCCUUCUCUCUUGUUCUUCUGGUUCAGUUCGUAGUUCAACAGUCUCGCCGGCUCCGGCUGCUCUCACAGAGCUGGAGUCGGGUUUCGUUUCUUUUUCUUGACUCUCGGCAUGCAUGCAUCA